Pundamilia nyererei is the source of this 1929-nucleotide messenger RNA. RefSeq names its product CCR4-NOT transcription complex subunit 2-like. The transcript has 15 exons. The coding region runs from base 160 to 1782 and encodes 540 amino acids. Gene Ontology annotation, cellular component: CCR4-NOT core complex. Gene Ontology annotation, biological process: regulation of DNA-templated transcription. Lineage: Eukaryota; Metazoa; Chordata; Actinopteri; Cichliformes; Cichlidae. The record is from RefSeq and is a predicted model, not a curated record.
CUUCUCUUAAAGAGAAGGCCCUGGUGUCUGACAGUAGAGUUGAGUGGAGUAGAACAGAGUAGAGUGAUGGAGCCUUCCCAACAUCCUCCUGAUUGGCAGUGAGAUGUCGGCCAUCUUGGAUUGUAGCGGGGAAGAAGGAUUGAUGCGGUGACACGCGGCAUGUUUGGUGCUAACCGGAAGAAGUUUAUGGAGGGAGGGAUAGAGAGUGACUACCCGGACGACUCCAGUCUCUACUACAGCCAGCAGUCCAUGUUCCCUCCUCACCGUGCGGACAAAGACAUGCUGGCGUCUUCCUCUGCCUCCUCUACGGGUCAGCUGUCACAGCUCGGAGCCAGCCUGUACGGCCCGCAGAGUGCAUUGGGGUUUCCCAUGCGAGGCAUGAACAGCAGUGCAGCUCCUCCAUUGAGUCGCAGCGGGCUGAACCAGUCUGCCGGUCAGCUCUCCAGUACGCCCAAUGCCGGCUCGAUGCACACGCCCCCCUCACCCAGCAGGGGAAUACUGCCCAUGAGCAGCCGGAGUGUGCUCAAUCACAACCAGCAGGUGGGGGGUCCAACGGGGCAGUCAGGUGGGAUGGGAGGCGGAGAGCGUGGAGGUGGAGGAGGGAGGAGCGGCAGUAUGGGGAGUCCCAGCCGGUCGUCACCCAGCAUCAUCGGGAUGCCCAAACAGCAGCAAGCACGGCAGCCGUUUACCAUCAACAGUAUGUCAGGGUUCGGGGUGAACAGGAAUCCAGGCUUCAUGAACAACUCGCUAUCCAACAACAUCUUCAAUGGCACAGACGGCAGUGAGAAUGUGACGGGGUUGGACCUGUCAGAUUUCCCGGCAUUAGCUGACAGGAGUCGGAGGGAUGGAGGUUCGAAUCCCACCCCACUGCACAACCCGCUGACCGGUCGAGCUCCCUACGUUGGCAUGGUAACCAAGCCGUCCAGUGAGCAGUCGCAGGACUUCUCCAUCCACAACGAAGAUUUCCCAGCUCUCCCAGGGCCAAACUACCAAACAAAAGACCCCACCAGCACCAACGAAGACAGCAAAACGAAUCUGAACUCAUCGGGAAAGCCAGCCUCUAACUCAGAUGGUCCAAAGUUCCCCGGCGAUAAGAGCUCUGCACCGAGCAACAACAACCAGCAGAAGAAAGGGAUUCAGGUGCUUCCUGACGGGCGAGUGACCAAUAUCCCUGGUGGCAUGGUAACAGACCAGUUUGGAAUGAUUGGCCUGCUGACGUUCAUCCGGGCGGCGGAAACCGACCCCGGCAUGGUCCACCUGGCACUGGGCUCAGACCUCACCACACUUGGCCUCAACCUCAACUCGCCUGAGAAUCUCUAUCCUAAGUUUGCAUCUCCGUGGGCAUCGGCUCCAUGUCGACCGCAGGAUAUAGACUUCCACGUCCCCUCAGAGUAUUUAACCAAUAUCCACAUAAGGGACAAGGUACCUCCUUCACAAGACACCCCAAAGUUAGCAGCUAUCAAGUUGUCUCGGUAUGGUGAAGAUCUGCUGUUUUAUCUCUACUAUAUGAACGGAGGAGACCUCCUACAACUGCUGGCUGCUGUAGAACUGUUUAACAGGGACUGGAGGUAUCAUAAAGAGGAGCGGGUUUGGAUCACUCGAGCUCCGGGGAUGGAGCCCACACUGAAGACCAACGCCUAUGAGAGAGGGACCUACUACUUCUUCGACUGCCUCAACUGGAGGAAGGUGGCCAAGGAAUUUCAUCUGGAAUAUGACAAACUAGAAGAGCGACCUCACGUUCCCUCCACCUUCAACUACAAUCCUGCCCAGCAGGCCUUCUGAUUGGCUGUCUCUCCUACUGCCUGCCUGCCAUUGGCCCUCCUGACCCCAUUAGGUUUUUCCACCGGCACACACUGAACGGGGAGGACAUCCUGGCUCCUGUCCUCCUCUCUGAACAGACUUCAUCCUUAUAUUUUUUUUCAUAUUUUU